AAAGGCGGCGGGAGCGGCGCCGGCACCGGGCGGGAUGGCCCGGGGCGCGCUCCGCCUGCUCUGCUGCGCCGCUGCCCUGCUCGCUGCCGCAGCCACCAGCCAGGGCACUCCACCUGGCCUUGAUUUGGGAGCAGUCCGUGCAGCUCCAUCCAACCAAACCAGAGCAUCAACCCCACCCAGCAUCUCGGGAUCAACAGCACCUUCAGCAUCUCCAUCCAACCAAACCACAGCACCAACCCCUUCCAGUACCUCGGGAUCAAAAACCUCUCCAUCAUCUCCAUCCAGCACCACCACAGCAGCAACCCCAUCCAGUACCUCGAGAUCAACACCUCCAUCAUCUCCAUCCAACAUCACCACACCAACAACUCCAUCCAGUACCUCGAGAUCAACACCUCCAUCAUCUGCAUCCAUCACCACACCAACAACUCCAUCUAAGACCUCAAGAUCAACACCUCCGUCAUCUCCAUCCAACACCACCACACCAACAACUCCAUCCAACACCUCGAGAUCAACACCACCUCAAUCAUCUCCAUCUAACACCACCACACCAACAACUCCACACACUAUUUCAGGGUCAACACCUCCAUUAUCUUCAUCCAACACCACCAUAGCACCAUCUUCAGCCAGGACACCCCCAUCCAAUGCCACCACGGCACCAACUCCAUCGCACACGAGUGUGUCCAGACCCACAGAGCAUCCAUCCAGCCCCUCUGGGCCUGCCUCUUCCCCCACAGCCACCGUGAGCCCGGGUCCCAACAGCACCAGCAUUGUCACCGCCAGCUCCAGAAGGACAGCAGCCCCUGGGAGCUCCGAGCAGCACCCCACCGAGCUGAGCCCUGCCGUGGUCGCUGUCAUCUCCCUGGCCGUGUGCGUGCUGCUGGCAGGGGUGGCCGCGCUGCUGGUGCGGCGGUCCCGGCGCGGGACGCCCCCCUUCCAGCACCUGGAUGAGGUGCCCAUGAGCAAAGUGACCGAGGGGUCCCCUGCGCCCACCCUCAGCUGAGCCCCCCACUGCAGCCCCCGCGCUGCUCAAUAAAGAAG
Camarhynchus parvulus is the source of this 1038-nucleotide messenger RNA. RefSeq names its product putative protein TPRXL. The transcript has 4 exons. The coding region runs from base 35 to 1000 and encodes 321 amino acids. Lineage: Eukaryota; Metazoa; Chordata; Aves; Passeriformes; Thraupidae. The record is from RefSeq and is a predicted model, not a curated record.